Molecule: messenger RNA, 2159 nt
Organism: Cottoperca gobio
Lineage: Eukaryota; Metazoa; Chordata; Actinopteri; Perciformes; Bovichtidae
Gene: nkiras2
Product: NFKB inhibitor interacting Ras-like 2
Exons: 4
Coding region: 166-744 (192 amino acids)
Biological process (GO): negative regulation of canonical NF-kappaB signal transduction; Ral protein signal transduction
Molecular function (GO): GTP binding; GTPase activity; GTPase activating protein binding
Source: RefSeq, a predicted model, not a curated record
CAUGUCAGGGUCCAUGUUCAAGGCAUCACAGCUCUCCGUCGCCAUUUUGCCGUCAAUGGAGAGGGGCGGGGCCACACACUGCAGUCGUUACGUACACUGUAAACAGGAAGUAGCCCGUCAGAGAAGAAGAGCAGUUUGCUUUAUCUUCUGACCUGAGCGUGAGUCAUGGGCAAAAGCUGCAAGGUGGUUGUGUGUGGCCAGGCUGCAGUUGGUAAAACGGCUAUAUUGGAGCAACUACUGUAUGCCAAUCAUGUUGCAGGUUCAGAGCCCAUGGAGACCCUGGAGGAUAUCUACAUCGGCUCCAUAGAAACUGACCGCGGCACGAGAGAGCAGGUGCGUUUCUAUGACACCCGCGGACUCAGGGAUGGGAUGGAGUUCCCUCGACAUUACUACACUUUUGCAGAUGGCUUUGUACUCGUCUACAGCGUUGACAGCAAAGAGUCCUUUAAGCGGAUGGAGGCUCUCAAGAAGGACAUCGACCGUCACAGAGACAAGAAAGAGGUGACCAUCGUUGUGCUCGGCAACAAGCUGGACAAGCAGGACGAGAAGAGAGUUGACUCGAACAUGGUGCAGAACUGGGCGAAGAACGAGAAGGUGCGUCUGUGGGAGGUGUCGGUGGUGGACCGGCGCACCCUGAUCGAACCCUUUGUGUACCUGGCCAGCAAAAUGACCCAGCCUCAGAGCAAGUCCACCUUCCCCCUCAGUCGCAAUAAGAAUAAGGGCAGUGGCUCUACAGACAGCUGAGUGAGCACACGCUGUUGUCAGGUUGAAGCGGGAGGAUAAAGGGAGAAGAAGCGUGUUAAAAAGGGAUCUUAGUUUUGCUAAAAAACUAUUUUAAUAUAAUGAAGGAUUGAGAAUGUGGAGAAGUGAUGAUGAGAAACAGGCAGGAUGAUUGUGUGGGUAUUUAUAUACAGUGAGUACUGUUUGUAUUCUGGUAUACUUUAAUUAUAAAUGAGUGAAAAUGAGGAUAUUUGAUGAGCUAAGAACUUUUAUAUUGGUCAUUCCUUUUGAUUAUUGUCAAACAGCCACAUUCAGUUACAAAUGUAACAUCAGCAGUCAUGUUUCUACUACUGACGAUCCUCAUUAUGAUCUCAACUUCUACUUACACAGUCCAGCAUUCCAGAUAUCAGAGACUCACGGUGCUCACUGUAUACAUACAAGAGGAACAAGCACACAUAUACACUGGCUACUAUUUUAUUCACGUGUGCACUACAUGUGUACACAGAUUGAAUCAGCGGUUGCUCACCAUGUUACUUAAUUAUUGCGUCACACAAAUGCUGAAUUCCACAUGUUGUAAAAGAUUUGAUUGGUGUUUUAUUGAUACAUUAUUGAUGAUGUGCAGGAACUGUGCUGUUUGUUUAUCUGGAGAUUUGUUACACUACGUUUGUUCUUUGCUAGAUUCACUGUUGGAUGUAGUACAGUGAGUGAUUGACAUUCCGCACCACACAUGGCCUUCUGUACAGGCUUUAGAAAUGCAAUUUGAGAUACAAGAUGUUGAGAUGAGAGGCGGUCUCUGCAGGCUCAGGUGCUACUUGCUUUUGCGUUUGUGACACAUGAAAGACAAAGAGCAUUAACAACACGACUCUUCAUAUAAUCAGUUACAGUCACUGCUGAAGUUGAAGCUACUUUACUCUUUUAUUAAGCUGUAAAAUAAAACCCCAAAGUAUUCAUCAGCCAAGCAUUGAACUGUUUCUUCAGGUCCAAGUAAGAGCUUUUAAUGUUUGUAUAAAACAGUCUUUCAUGUGUUUGUGCAUCAGGCACUAUGUAUCACAUGCAACCUUUUUGUGAUGAUCAAGCUUUUAUGUAUUAAUAUCCAUAAAAAUGUGUUCACUUGAUAUUUGUUUGCAUGUUUUGUAAACAAAUUAAAUAUUUUUUUCUGUUGCCGAACCAGAAUCUGUGGCGGUGACUAGAUACAGCACGCCUGUUAUUUCAUCAUGGGAAUUAUUGCAAUUAUUGCACAAUAAUUAAUGUCCAAAUGUGUAAAUCAAUCAAUGAAUGAGUACAUUGUAAAUUAGAUUUAGUCAUCUAGUAUGUUAACUUUGAAAGAAUCCACUGGAAGUGUUAGUUUGCCAUCUGCCUUGAAGCUGGUAUGAACAUCACAACUCUUAUUAAUACAGCUCCUUUAUUCUCCUUUAUUACUUAUAAAAAAAUACAUUUUA